GUGGAUGUCAUCAUAAUAUUGGCUAUCUAAAUAGUGCUGAGUUAUAUGAUCCUGAAACAGAAAAUUGGACAAAUACUACCAAUAUGAUUACUGCCCGAGAAGAUCAUACAUCGUCCGUAUUAUCCAAUGGAAAAGUAUUAAUUACUGGUGGAUAUACUACUGGUGAUACCUAUCUAAAUAGUGCUGAGUUAUAUGAUCCUGCAACAAGAACUUGGACAGCUACUGGCAAUAUGAGCACUAGACGAUGGGGACACGGCACGUCUCUGUUAAAGAAUAGAAAAGUUUUAGUAAAUGGUGGACGGAAUGGUAAUAUCUAUUUAAGUAGUGCUGAGUUGUAUGAUCCAGCAACGGGAACUUGGACAACUGCUCCUAGUAUGAAUAUUGCACGAUCUGAGCAUACAUCGACCGUAUUAUCCACUGGAAAUGUGUUAGUUAGUGGUGGAUAUGUUGGCACUGAGUAUAUUAGUAGUGCAGAGUUGUAUAUUUAUGAAGUCGAAUACUCUUAA
Messenger RNA from Rotaria sordida, 506 nucleotides. Lineage: Eukaryota; Metazoa; Rotifera; Eurotatoria; Philodinida; Philodinidae. The record is from the annotation of a GenBank genome assembly.